AUGACUAAGAAAUCCCGGCCUCUCGACGCGGCCGAACUAGCCGACGCUUCGAUCACUGCUGCGCUUGUCGUGGCCCUUCUAGCUGCUGGCCGGGUGCUGGCCUCGGGCAGCCUGUUUCAGGUGUUUGCCGCGUUCGUCGUGGCUGUGCUUGCGGCACGCCGACGCACCCGCGCCGUCGUCAUCGCCACCAGCGCCGCUGCCUCUAUCGCUCUGAUUCUGGGCGGGCUCGGACCAGUCAGCCAAGCCGCGCUCGCGGGCGUAUUCGGCUGGUGCGGCGGCGUAUCGCUGCGUCGAGAAUGGGGACGAAUUCGCACCGUGGCCUUCUCGCUACUGGUGGCCUGGCCAGCCAUGGCGUUCAGCGUGCUGUUCCUCUUCCCAGCAAUUGCGCUCAACGCCAAACUGCGCACGUUGGUUUUCGACAAUGUCGAGAACCAAGCAAAGGGCAUUGGGAACGUCCUUGGGGGCGUGGGCUGGCUCGUCGAUGCGCCGGUCUGGUUUAUUGGCGGCCUGUUCGGGCUCCAGGACUUCACGUUCUUCCGCGACGUAGCCGAUGUGGUGGGCGAUGCCUUGAUCAGCAUCGGGGACUUCCUGAUCGAGAAUUGGCUGCUGCUCAUUCCGGCCACCGAAUUCGUCUACACGGUUAUCUACGCGUUGGCCGUUCGUGGCGUGGGUGGGGCGAUCUUGCGGCGCCUUGACCAAGCAUUGGUUGAGCCGGUCGGCCUGUCCCUACAGCCGGGCGAACAUGCCAAUCCCCUGCCCAUCCACAUUGCCGGAACAGCUCUCAAGCGCAACGGCACGACGGUGACGUUGCCAUUGCAGAUCGACAUCACCCCAGGCGAGCACGUGGUGGUCGAAGGACCAAACGGGGCGGGCAAAUCGACACUGCUCGAUGCCCUGGGAGGAACUGCCCGAGUCGGCCAGCGUCCCGAGGCCCAGGUUGUGGGCACAACCGUCGACGAAGACUUGCGCUGGGGCCUCGACACCCCGGUAGACAUCACCGCCACGCUCGCCGACGUCGGCUUGAGUUUGCCGCACGAUCGUCCUACCAGUGAGCUCUCUGGCGGUGAGCUUCAACGCCUCGCCCUGGCAUCUGCACUUCGACGAGAACCCAAACUGCUUCUGGCCGACGAGGUCACCUCGAUGCUCGACCCCGAGGAGCAGAACCGCAUCACCGACCGGCUCAACGGGCUAACCAACACCACCGUGGUACGCACCACUCACCGAAACGAUGCUGCCCCUACCGAUCGGCGCAUCGUCUUGGCGUCAGCAAACCCAGAGCCAACAAUCGUGGCACCCAGCGAAAACCAGCUGCGCACCAUUUCAUCAUCGGUCACCGAGUCACGACUUCUGCGGCUACGAGAUGUCGGCUUCACCCACAACCCGACACAACCGUGGGCACACGACGUCUUGACCGGCAUCGACCUGUCGAUCCACCGCUAUGAGAUGCUCAUGAUUGAAGGCCGCAACGGCAGCGGCAAGACCACACUCGCCCGCAUCCUUGCCGGCCUCGCGGAGCCAACGGCCGGCCAGAUCGACGAGGCAAAGGGCCUGAAGCGAGCGCUCGCCCAUCAACACGUUCGGCUGCAGCUACUUCGCCCAACCGUGCACGCCGAACUGCACUCGCUCGCCGGCGUGCGCACCGACGGUACCGAGCCGCCCACUGAAGUCGAGCGCCACACAAUGCGGGCCGCGAAUUUGGACACCACCAUCGAUCUGUUCGCUCUUGAGCAUUUACUCGGGCGACGCAUCGAUGAACUCAGCGGCGGCGAGCAACGGCGAGUCCUGCUGGCUGGCCUCGUUGCCCGAGGAGUGUCCCUGUUGGUUCUCGACGAGCCGCUAGCGGGUCUGGAUGCUGGCGGCCGCACCGAGCUCGCGCUCACCCUUGAUCGCGUUCGACUCGCGGGCACUUCGAUCGUCGUAGUGAGCCAUGACAUCGAAUGGGCACCGUCACAUGUCGACCAGCGACUCCGGCUUGCCAAUGGUCGCGUCGAGGCGGUCCGACCAUGA
This is a messenger RNA of Nerophis lumbriciformis (worm pipefish), 2007 nucleotides long. Lineage: Eukaryota; Metazoa; Chordata; Actinopteri; Syngnathiformes; Syngnathidae. The record is from RefSeq and is a predicted model, not a curated record.